GUAGGCUAGGCAAGGAAUUGAGGAAGUGUGGUCAGAAUUUAGGAAUUUAGACACAAAUGAUCAAAAUGUGCAAAUCACAUGACAUGACAGAGGACGCUAUAUUUUGAACUGCAUAGAAAUAAUUAUAAUUUUGUAGCUAGUUUUAGAUACCGCGCGAAAGUUUUUCAGGUUAUUGUUAUUAUUUGUUUAGAUUUUUUGUUCGUUCGUUUAUUUAAAAGGAGAGAAUAUAUCAAUAUUACGUGUAAUGGUGCAAAAACUACGCUAAAGUGGUUGAAUUCGUUUCUCCUCCUGCCAUCUUGGAGUCAUUCGAAAAUGAGGGAGGGCUCUUCCAGCUAAGCUAGUCCGAUUUAUUUUAGGGAAUCGGUUCGUCUGGAUGGUUCAUUUAAAUUUCAAACGGUUCGGAAACUAAGUCACUGAUUCGUUUGAGUUUGAGACAUGUCGCUCAAAAGUGUUCUCGGAAAGUCUCCACGCGGUAUUUUGUAGUAAAAUAAAUUGUAUUACUUUCACUGUUUGUUGUGUUGUUAAACGCUCUAGAACUGACGUGUCGCCUAAAUUCCCUGCGAAUCGGUUCGAAUGAAUCACUAAAUAAAACCGACUGAAAUACGAUUCGAACAUCAAUGUUUUGCGUCAGACCCUUGUGACUCUACAGUCAUGUCCUGUUGUGCUAGGAAGAAACAUAUAAUGCUCGACAACAGCUGAUGUGCUUCUGGAUCAUUAAAACACUGGUUCAUUUUGGUGUCAAAUAGAUUUCCGGAAGAUUCAGACGCGCAGCGAAUAUCAAAACAGCCACGACAGUAAACGUGAAGAAGCGUUCUCAUACACAUCAUGGCUUCUCGUAAGAAGGUCCUGCUCAAAGUGAUCAUCCUAGGGGAUUCUGGAGUUGGGAAGACCUCUUUGAUGAACCAGUAUGUGAAUAAUAAGUUCAGUAAUCAGUAUAAGGCCACUAUCGGAGCCGACUUCCUGACCAAGGAGGUGAUGGUGGACGACAGACUGGUCACCAUGCAGAUCUGGGACACAGCAGGCCAGGAGAGAUUUCAGUCUCUCGGCGUGGCUUUCUACCGAGGGGCCGACUGUUGCGUGCUGGUCUAUGAUGUCACGGCACCCACUACAUUCAAGACUAUGGACAGCUGGAGGGACGAGUUUCUCAUUCAGGCCAGUCCACGUGACCCAGAGAACUUCCCAUUUGUUGUGCUGGGAAACAAAAUCGACCUGGAAAACCGACAGGUAACAACGAAGCGGGCACAAGCAUGGUGUCAGAGUAAGAACAACAUCCCCUAUUUUGAGACCAGUGCUAAAGAAGCCAUUAACGUGGAGCAGGCCUUCCAAACCAUUGCUCGCAAUGCACUUAAACAGGAGACUGUGGACACAUAUGAUUUCCCUGACCAGAUUAAACUAAGAGACGACAGACCUGCGUCCACCAGUGACGGCUGCAGCUGCUGAAGGACAGAUGAAACUGGGGAGGGAAGAGAAAGAGCAAAAUGGGAAAGAAAUGAAGAGAGGGAGAGAUGGAAGAGAUCCAGGCCUGUAAUUCUCCCCUUUUCCCCCUUUGAAACUCCAGGGUGUCAAAGCCACAUGUGAAAGCAAGAACAUCCAUUUUCUUGCUGAACUCCAAGUCACGUGUGGUCCGAUGGACUAUUGAGGAACAGGAAAGUUCUCUGACAUUGCAUUUAUUUCAAGUCCUACUAUCACUACAGCUGUGGAAGAAUUUCCUUGUCACUACUCCAGCUGUCUUUGCAAGUUUUCCUUUACUCCGAAAUGUUCCUUUUCAUGUCUGCUAGUUCAUUGUGCCUUUAUAUUUUGUAACUUUUUAGUUAUUGUUGUGUCACUCCUAUGCUGAAUGAACAUUUGUUGGAAAUGCAUACAUAUGUAAUAGGGCUGGGAAAUAUAUUAAACAGUUAUAAAAAUGUAUACAUUUUGUCUGUGGAAUAAAACUAACCCAACAUUUUUUUUUUCAAUGAUUUUUAUUUUUUCUGCAAUAACUUCAAAGUAAAAAAUGCAGAUGUGUGUUAGGAAUUAAAUUUAUUCCAAAUUUAUUCAAAUCCGUGUUUUG
Pimephales promelas (fathead minnow) is the source of this 2050-nucleotide messenger RNA. RefSeq names its product RAB7b, member RAS oncogene family (gene rab7b). Gene Ontology annotation, molecular function: GTP binding; GTPase activity. Gene Ontology annotation, biological process: phagosome-lysosome fusion; endosome to lysosome transport. Gene Ontology annotation, cellular component: lysosome; phagocytic vesicle; late endosome. NCBI's taxonomy places the organism in Eukaryota, Metazoa, Chordata, Actinopteri, Cypriniformes, Leuciscidae. The record is from RefSeq and is a predicted model, not a curated record.